CCCUCUCCGUAUUAUUCCCUUCUCCCUUUCUCUCAAACCACUCUAAUACAUUCUCUUCCCUCUGUUUCCUUUCUAUCUCAUCUUUUUCCUUCCAAUUUCGUACAAUUCUAUGGCCACGGUUGCUUGUCAAGGUCAACAAUUAUGUCUUGAGUCUCAGCUAGUGGAGUCAAGAACUCUAUGGCUCAAAUUAGCUUCACCUAGACCUCCUUUCACCCAACCCCUUGAAUUAUCCUUCAAAUCUUGUUCUCUUGAAUCCAACACCAAAGAGGAAAUGGAAGGGAAUUGUUUUCAUGAGGAAAACAGAGGGAAAACUACUAAUUUUCCGACUCCUGAAAUGGGUGGUUGGAGUUUCCUCCAAGCUCUCUCCAUUACUUCCCAAAGCUCCGGAGAGAAAACAGAGAAGGAAAACACUUAUGUUCAUCCUAUGAUGAAGCGGUCCUUGUCCACUCUAAGUGAGAAAAGCGUGGAAUUAUGCACGGAGAAUUUGGGAAAUGAGACUGGCAGUGACAUCAAAGAGAACAACAUUUUCUUAUUGUCUUCUUCAUCAGAGGAUAGUGGAGUGGUUAAUUCUCCAGUGAGGGAGCAGCUGAAACACUGUCAAGUACCAGGAGCUAAGAAACCAAUUUGCCGUGAGUUCCCACCGCCCUUGACAACAAGAAGUGGAUCAGAGUCUCUCCAAGUCAGGCCCCACCGCGAGGAUGGGCGGCUGGUCAUCAAAGCCGUGAAGGUCACAUCACAAAAGUCUAUCUUUCAGGCUGAAAGAUCCAAUGGCCGCCUCCGCCUGAACCUUUGGAAAGAUUAUUCCGCUCCUGGUUUUGACUCAGAAGAAACCGCCCACAGAGAAAGUGAGGGAUUAAGCAUUGAAGUCCAAAAGGAAGAAGAGUUUGAAAGCAAUGGAAACAUUGAAGAAGAAGAAGAAGAAGAAGAAGAAGAAGAAGAUGAGUGGGACACAGAUGGAGACAGCUUGGAAAUGGGGGGUGAAAUGGGAAUGGAAAAGAUCCAAAGGCCAGGCAGGUGCAAAGAAGGUGAGCAUGAGAAGAAGGGACUGAUGAAUUGGGCAUUUUGGGUGGCUACAUAACUUUCAAAAGUUUUAUUUUGGAGGCUUUGUUUCUCCAUAAUCAUAGUUUCUUACAAUUUCUAGACUGUCCUUUUAUCCUUUGUCCCACCUUUUUUAUUGGAAUUCCUUUGUUUCCAAAGAGAACAUGCUUGUUGUGGUUAGGCAGUUAUUAUCGUUA
This is a messenger RNA of Rubroshorea leprosula, 1235 nucleotides long. NCBI's taxonomy places the organism in Eukaryota, Viridiplantae, Streptophyta, Magnoliopsida, Malvales, Dipterocarpaceae. The record is from the annotation of a GenBank genome assembly.